AUGUCUGACGCCCCAAAACCUGCGUCGCUCGCAGACCGCAUCACUCAGCCAGCUGCCGCACCUACCACUAGCCCUGCGACCUGGGAUGAGGAAGUUAGCUCUGCCGCGGACCCCGCUGCAGCUAAAGACGACAGUGCUACGGCCGAUCAAGGGCAGGUUGAUGGACAGGUUGAGCCUCUGGGCGGGUCUGGCCUUCAUGAGGCAACAGAAGAAGUUGAAGUCAAGCUGAGUGACCUCCAAAGUGACACGGCAAAUCCGCUGUACUCAGCGCAAUCAUUUGAGGAGUUGGGCAUCAACGAACAAAUCCUGAAGGGCAUCUACUCGAUGAACUUUAAGAAACCUUCGAAGAUUCAGGAGAGAGCACUUCCUUUGCUACUCAGCGACCCUCCUCGGAACAUGAUAGCUCAGUCGCAAUCCGGCACGGGGAAGACAGCGGCUUUCGUGAUUACGAUCCUUUCUCGCCUUGAUUACUCUAAGCCUAAUCAGCCACAAGCUUUAUGUCUAGCUCCUAGUCGUGAGUUGGCGCGACAAAUCGAGGGCGUAGUCAGAAGCAUUGGUCAAUUUGUCGAUGGCCUCACCAUUCAAGCCGCUGUUCCCGGUGCCGUGGAGAGAGGCGCCAGGCUCCAAGCCAUGGUUGUGGUUGGCACUCCUGGCACAGUUAUGGAUUUGCUCAAGCGGAGACAAUUCGAUGCGUCGCAGAUGAAGGUAUUAUGUCUGGAUGAAGCCGAUAAUAUGCUGGACCAGCAAGGCCUCGGUGAUCAGUGUCUUCGCGUGAAACAGCUUAUUCCUGGCCAAACACAAAUUCUUCUAUUCUCGGCGACUUUCCCGGACAUGGUUAUGCGAUACGCUGAACAGUUCAGUCCAAAUGCGAAUCAAAUCAAGUUAAAGCGAGACGAGCUCACAGUUUCGGGGAUUAAGCAAAUGUACAUGGACUGCCCUUCUGACGAUGGCAAAUACGAUAUUCUUGCGAAUCUAUAUGGCCUAAUGACGAUCGGAUCUUCUAUCAUAUUCGUAAAGAGGCGAGAGACCGCAGAUAAAAUUGCCGCUCGAUUAAUACAGGACGGCCAUCAAGUCGUUGCUGUUCACGGUGCCUUCGAAGGGUCUGAGCGCGAUAGUAUUCUAGAGAGAUUCCGACUAGGCCAGGCAAAGGUCCUUAUCACAACCAAUGUCCUUGCACGAGGUAUCGAUGUGCAGUCCGUUUCUAUGGUCAUUAACUACGAUAUCCCAAUGAAGGGCCGGAGUGACAGCGAGCCGGAUGCUGAGACUUACCUGCACCGUAUUGGCCGGACCGGCAGAUUUGGGCGUGUUGGUGUCAGUAUCAGCUUUGUUUUUGACAGGAAGAGCUUUGUCGGCCUCCAGACCAUCGCAGAGCACUACGGUAUCGACCUCAUCCGCCUGGAUACCGACGACUGGGACAAUACAGAGUCGGUUGUCAAGAAUGUUAUUAAAUCGAGCCGAGCACCGAUUAAUAUGACGAAUAAUUGA
This is a messenger RNA of Venustampulla echinocandica, 1485 nucleotides long. RefSeq names its product putative ATP-dependent RNA helicase dbp5. The transcript has 4 exons. Gene Ontology annotation, molecular function: RNA helicase activity; ATP binding; RNA binding. The record is from RefSeq and is a predicted model, not a curated record. Gene Ontology annotation, biological process: poly(A)+ mRNA export from nucleus. Gene Ontology annotation, cellular component: cytoplasmic stress granule; nucleus. Bases 1 to 1485 code for a protein of 494 amino acids. NCBI's taxonomy places the organism in Eukaryota, Fungi, Ascomycota, Leotiomycetes, Helotiales, Pleuroascaceae.